AUGGGCGAGCCCCCUUUCCGAACCACUUCAAACAAAAAUUUAGACCAAAAAAUCCCCUUUCCCCCCAAAAACCCCAACAUCAAAAACCAACCUUCAGAGCCAAACAUCAAAACCAAACGUCAAAACCAAACUCCAGAGCCAAACUUCGGAGCCAAACUUCGGAGCGAGACCCACCUCCUGAAGGGCGCGAGGCUUCAAAUCGAAACUUCAGAACCAAACAUCAAAACCAAACAUCAAAACCAAACUUCAGAGCCAAACUUCAAAACCAAACAUCAAAACCAACCUUCAGAGCCAAACAUCAAAACCAAACGUCAAAACCAAACUCAAGAGCCAAACUUUAGAAAAAACUUCGGAGCGGACCCCCCUCCUGAAGGGCGCGAGACCCAAACUUCAAAAACCAACAUCAAAAACCAACCUUCAGACCCCAAACAUAAAAAACCAAAACGUCAAAAAAAAAACUCCAGAGCCAAACUUCGGAGCCAAACUUCGGAGCGAGACCCACCUCCUGAAGGGCGCGAGGCUUCAAAUCGAAACUUCAGAACCAAACAUCAAAACCAAACAUCAAAACCAAACUUCAGAGCCAAACUUCAAAACCAAGCAUCAAAACCAACCUUCAGACCAAACAUCAAAAAACCCAAAAACGUAAAAAAACCAAACCCAGACCCAAAUCGGAGAAAAACUUCGGGCAGCCACCUCCUAAGGGCGCGAGGCUUCAAUCGAAAUUUCAAAACCCAAACAAAAAAACCAAACAUCAAAACCAAACUUCAGAGCCAAACUUCAAAACCAAAACAUCAAAACCAACCUUCAGAGCCAAACAUCAAAACCAAACGUCAAAACCAAACUCCAGAGCCAAACUUCGGAGCCAAACUUCGGAGCGAGACCCCCCCCCCCCUGAAGGGCGCGAGAGCCAAAAACUCGGAGCCAAAAAUUUCGGGCGAGACCCACCUCCUGAAGGGCGCGAGGCUUCAAAUCGAAACUUCAGAACCAAACAUCAAAACCAAACAUCAAAACCAAAAAUUCGAGCCAAAUUUAAAAAAAACCAAACAUCAAAACCAACCUUCAGAGCCAAACAUCAAAACCAAACGUCAAAACCAAACUCCAGAGCCAAACUUCGGAGCCAAACUUCGGAGCGAGACCCACCUCCUGAAGGGCGCGAGGCUUCAAAACCAAACUUCAAAACCAAACAUCAAAACCAAACAUCAAAACCAAACUCCAGAGCCAAACUUCGGAGCCAAAUUCGGACGAGGCCCCACCUCCUGA
Messenger RNA from Penaeus monodon (black tiger shrimp), 1260 nucleotides. RefSeq names its product sporozoite surface protein 2-like. The record is from RefSeq and is a predicted model, not a curated record. NCBI's taxonomy places the organism in Eukaryota, Metazoa, Arthropoda, Malacostraca, Decapoda, Penaeidae. The transcript is spliced from 3 exons. The coding region runs from base 1 to 1260 and encodes 419 amino acids.